UACCUUCCGACCUCGCCAACCCAGCAACAUGUUGUCGAAGGUGGUGCUGUGUACACUGGCCGUCGUGGUGGCGUCUGUGCCACAGUACGGUCAAGCACCAUCUACUUCUUACGGUACUCCGAGUAGAGGCAGUGGAGGUGGAGGUGGAGGUGGUCCAGGUGGGGGAGGUUUUAGGGGCUCGUCCGGGUCAGGAUUUAGAGGGCCGACGCAAGGAGGUGUAGGAGGGGUGUCUGGAGGCUCUCAAGGUGGUGGAGUUCCUGGUAGUGGAAGCUAUAGAGGUGGAGCAGGAACUGGAGGUAUCGGGGGUGGAGCAGGAACUGGAGGCUUCGGAGGUGGAGCAGGAACUGGAGGCUUCGGAGGCGGAGCAGGAACUAGAGGCUUCGGUGGUGGUGCAGGAACUGGAGGCUUCGGAGGUGGAGCAGGAACUGGAGGCUUCGGGGGUGGUGCAGGAAGUGGAGGCGUCGGGGGUGGAUCAAGAAGUGGAAGCAUCGGAGGUGGAGCAGGUAGUGGAAGUGGAGGAUACGGAGGUGGAUCAAGAAGUGGAGGCUUCGGGGGUGGUGCAGGAAGUGGAGGCUUCGGAGGUGGAACAGGAAGUGGGAGCAUCGGAGGUGGAGCAGGAAGUGGAGGCUUCGGGGGUGGUGCAGGAAGUGGAGGCUUCGGAGGGGGAGCAGGAAGUGGAGGCUUCGGGGGUGCAGCAAGUGGAAGCUCUGCUAGGGGAAGCUACCAACCUUCAGGUCCUGUAGUCCCCAUCCUGAGAGACGAGCGUCAGGGACCUGAUGAGUUCGGCAACUACAACUUCGAGUUCGAGACUGGUGACGGCAUCAGUCGUCAUGAGCAGGGCGCCCCCCAGGGGGAGACUGGCGCCGUGGCGUCUGAGGGAGGAUGGUCGUUUACGUUCCCUGAUGGAACUCCCGCUGACUUCAACUUCGUAGCAGACGAGUACGGCUACCGCGUGGAGUCUGACCUGCUGCCCACGCCCCCGCCCCUCCCCGCCCACGCCAUCGCCCAGAUCGAGAAGGCUCGUCAGGAGGACGCCGCCGCGGCUGCUUCAGGUGGACGUGGAUCAUAUGGAGGCUCAACUGGCGGAGGCUUCGGAGGGUCAACUGGCGGAGGCUUCGGAGGCUCAACUGGUGGAAGCUCAACUGGUGGAGGCUUCGGAGGUUCAACUGGUGGAGGCUUCAGAGGCUCAACUGGUGGAGGCUUCGGAGGCUCAUCUGGUGGAGGCUUCGGAGGCUCAACUGGUGGAGGCUUCGGAGGCUCAACUGGUGGAGGCUUCGGUGGAUCAUCGAGCGGCGCUGGGGCCUCAUCAGGUGGAGGCUUUGGAGGCUCUUCAGUUGGAGGUGCAUCUGCUGGGGGUUAUGGAGGGUCUGGUAGUGCAGGAGGUUCAUCUGGAGGCUUCGGCGGCUCAACUGGAGGAAGCUUCGGAGGUUCACCCGGUGGAGGCUUCGGAGGCUCAACUGGUGGAGGCUUCGGAGGCUCAAGUGGUGGAGGCUUCGGGGGCUCAGCUGGUGGAAGCUUCGGAGGCUCAUCUGGUGGAGGCUUCGGAGGCUCUGGUGCGGCCAGCGCCCCUCGUCCUCAGACUCCCAGCAGGACCUACGGCGCCAACAUGAUCUCGGAGAGGCAGCGGAGGUUCUUCUGUUGGAGGCUUCGGGGGUGGAGGCUUCGGGGGUGGAGCAGCAAGUGGAGGCUUCGGGGGUGGAGCAGGAAGUGGAGGCUUGGGUGGAGCAGUGGAGGCUUCGGGGGUGGAGCAGGAAGUGGAGGCUUCGCAGGUGGAGCAGGAAGUGGAGGCUUUGGAGGUGGAGCAGGAAGUGGAGGCUUUGGAGGUGGAGCAGGAAGUGGAGGCUUCGGAGGAGGAGCAGGAAGUGGAAGCUUCGGGGGCUCAGCCAGUGGAAGCUCUGCCAGGGGAAGCUACCAACCUUCAGGUCCCGUAGUCCCCAUCCUGAAGGACGAGCGUCAGGGACCUGAUGAGUUCGGCAACUACAACUUCGAGUUCGAGACUGGUGACGGCAUCAGUCGUCAUGAGCAGGGCGCCCCCCAGGGGGAGACUGGCGCCGUGGCGUCUCAGGGAGGAUGGUCGUUUACGUUCCCUGAUGGAACUCCCGCUGACUUCAACUUCGUAGCAGACGAGUACGGCUACCGCGUGGAGUCUGACCUGCUGCCCACGCCCCCGCCCCUCCCCGCCCACGCCAUCGCCCAGAUCGAGAAGGCUCGUCUGGAGGACGCCGCCGCGGCUGCUUCAGGUGGACGUGGAUCAUAUGGAGGCUCAACUGGCGGAGGCUUCGGAGGCUCGACUGGUGGAGGCUUCGGAGGCUCAACUGGUGGAAGUUUCGGAGGAUCAACUGGUGGAGGCUUUGGAGGAUCAACUGGUGGAGGCUUUGGAGGAUCAACUGGUGGAGGCUUCGGAGGCUCAACUGGUGGAGGCUUUGGAGGAUCAACUGGUGGAGGCUUCGGAGGCUCAACUGGUGGAGGCUUUGGAGGCUCAACUGGUGGAGGCUUCGGAGGCUCAACUGGUGGAGGCUUCGGAGGCUCAACUGGUGGAGGCUUCGGAGGCUCAACUGGUGGAGGCUUCGGAGGCUCAACUGGUGGAGGCUUCGGAGGCUCAACUGGUGGAGGCCAUAGAGGUUCAACUGGUGGAGGCUUCGGAGGCUCAACAGGCGGAGGUUUCGGAGGUUCAACUGGUGGAGGCUUUGGAGGUUCUACUGGCGGAGGCUUCGGAGGUUCAUCUGGUGGAGGCUUCGGAGGCUCAACUGGCGGAGGCUUUGGAAGUUCAACUGGUGGAGGCUUCGGAGGCUCAACUGGCGGAGGCUUCGGAGGCUCAACUGGUGGAGGCUUUGGAGGGUCAACUGGCGGAGGCUUCGGAGGCUCAACUGGUGGAGGCUUCGGAGGCUCAACUGGUGGAGGCCAUAGAGGUUCAACUGGUGGAGGCUUCGGAGGCUCAACUGGCGGAGGCUUCGGAGGUUCAACUGGUGGAGGCUUCGGAGGCUCAACUGGUGGAGGCUUCGGAGGCUCAACUGGUGGAGGCCAUAGAGGUUCAACUGGUGGAGGCUUCGGAGGCUCAACAGGCGGAGGUUUCGGAGGUUCAACUGGUGGAGGCUUUGGAGGUUCUACUGGCGGAGGCUUCGGAGGUUCAUCUGGUGGAGGCUUCGGAGGCUCAACUGGCGGAGGCUUUGGAAGUUCAACUGGUGGAGGCUUCGGAGGCUCAACUGGCGGAGGCUUCGGAGGUUCAACUGGUGGAGGCUUCGGAGGCUCAACUGGUGGAGGCUUCGGAGGCUCAACUGGUGGAGGCCAUAGAGGUUCAACUGGUGGAGGCUUCGGAGGCUCAACAGGCGGAGGUUUCGGAGGUUCAACUGGUGGAGGCUUUGGAGGUUCUACUGGCGGAGGCUUCGGAGGUUCAUCUGGUGGAGGCUUCGGAGGCUCAACUGGCGGAGGCUUUGGAAGUUCAACUGGUGGAGGCUUCGGAGGCUCAACUGGCGGAGGCUUCGGAGGCUCAACUGGUGGAGGCUUUGGAGGCUCUGGUGCGGCCAGCGCCCCUCGUCCUCAGACUCCGAGCAGAUUCUACGGCGCCCCUUGAGUCUCUUCAUCCUAUAACUGUUGACAUGACUCUCUAAGACGCCUACCAUGAAGUCCUUCAGCACAAAUCCUUUCUCACUUUAUGUAUCCUUCAGUUGUGUUGGUAACAUCCUGCUGGGUCUUCCUCCUCCCACCACUGUCAUGUCAACACAGCCUCAUGUUACCCCGAGGCUCUGUUUACCUUACCGGAUAUAUCCACCAUACGCUUAUUACUUGUACUCUCUUACCUAUGAAAGAAAUAUAUUUUGCACAAAUACGA
Homarus americanus (American lobster) is the source of this 3829-nucleotide messenger RNA. RefSeq lists its product as uncharacterized. Lineage: Eukaryota; Metazoa; Arthropoda; Malacostraca; Decapoda; Nephropidae. Bases 29 to 3571 code for a protein of 1180 amino acids. The record is from RefSeq and is a predicted model, not a curated record. The transcript is spliced from 10 exons.